Phyllopteryx taeniolatus (common seadragon) is the source of this 2818-nucleotide messenger RNA. It is a transcript of the gene aldh18a1, whose product is annotated as aldehyde dehydrogenase 18 family, member A1. The record is from RefSeq and is a predicted model, not a curated record. Gene Ontology annotation, molecular function: glutamate-5-semialdehyde dehydrogenase (NADP+) activity; glutamate 5-kinase activity; ATP binding. Bases 171 to 2501 code for a protein of 776 amino acids. The transcript has 17 exons. Gene Ontology annotation, cellular component: cytoplasm; mitochondrion. NCBI's taxonomy places the organism in Eukaryota, Metazoa, Chordata, Actinopteri, Syngnathiformes, Syngnathidae.
UACGCAAGCGUCGUUUGUGAAUUGCAGCCCGUCGCGCUACUGCCUCGACGUGGGCUGUGGAUGUGGCAGCUGAGUGCGGGCAGCCUGAUUACGUGUCUUUGCUCUAGAAGUUCACUCAAGUGGAUUUGGGCUGGUUUUCUCACUCUCGAUCUUUGCCAGGUUUCGGUGCCAUGUUUGCCAGACUCCGCUUGUCCUCACACUUUCCACCCAGAAUUCGGCAAGUGAAAGUCACUAUCAGAACAUUUUCCCAAGCAAAAUUCUCACACCCACGCUCCCAUGGCAAGUCUUUUGCCCAUCGGAGUGAGUUGAAGCAAGCCAAACGCAUCGUGGUGAAAUUAGGGAGUGCUGUGGUGACACGGGGAGAUGAAUGCGGCCUGGCCCUGGGGCGACUGGCCUCCAUAGUUGAGCAGGUGGCCAUGCUGCAGAAUCAAGGCAGGGAGAUGAUGAUUGUCACCAGUGGUGCUGUGGCAUUUGGAAAGCAGAGAUUAAGACAUGAAAUCCUGCUCUCCCAAAGUGUCAGACAAGCUUUACAUUCUGGUCAGAACCAGCUGAAGGAAAUGGCAAUUCCAGUUUUGGAGGCAAGGGCUUGUGCAGCUGCUGGACAGAGUGGUCUGAUGGCGUUGUACGAAGCCAUGUUUACUCAGUAUAGCAUCUGCACUGCACAAAUUUUAGUCACAAACCUGGAUUUUCAUGACGAGCAGAAGCGACGCAACCUUAACAGCACCCUUCUUGAACUUCUCCGGAUGAACAUAGUUCCCAUCAUUAACACCAAUGAUGCUGUUGUGCCACCCCCUGUUCCCAACAGUGACCUGCAGGGGGUAAAUGUUAUAAGCAUCAAAGAUAAUGACAGUUUAGCUGCCCGUCUGGCUGUUGAAAUGAAAGUGGACCUCCUAAUUGCCCUGUCUGAUGUUCAAGGCCUAUAUGACAGUCCCCCAGGAACAGAUGAUGCCAAACUCAUUGAUAUCUUCUAUCCUGGAGACCAGCAGUCAAUCACUUAUGGAACAAAGUCCAGAGUUGGCAUUGGCGGCAUGGAAGCCAAGGUCAAAGCAGCCCUGUGGGCACUACAAGGUGGGUCAUCAGUGGUUAUUGCCAACGGCACGGAUCCCAAAGUCACAGGCCAUGUCAUCACAGACAUUGUGGAGGGGAAGAAAGUUGGCACGUUCUUCUCUGAAGUAAAACCAGCAGGUCCCACUGUGGAGCAGCAGACAGAGAUGGCCCGUCAUGCCGGAAGAACUCUGGCUUCUUUGCUUCCAGAGCAGAGAGGUGAAAUCAUCUGCAGUCUUGCUGAGUUGCUUACAGAGAAGAAGGAUGAGAUUCUGAGUGCUAACAAGAGAGACAUGGAGAUAGCAACAGCAUCAGGUCGUUUCUCCCAGGCUCUCAUCGACCGGUUGAGUCUGUCAACAGCUAAACUGAACAGCCUGGCCAUCGGCCUGCGUCAGCUGGCUGUGUCUUCCAGGGAUAGCGUGGGUCGGGUGCUGCGGAGGACCAGGAUUGCAAACAAUUUAGAGUUGGAGCAGAUCACUGUCCCCAUUGGUGUCCUGCUGGUUAUCUUUGAGUCACGUCCUGACUGCCUCCCACAGGUAUCUGCUUUGGCCAUUGCCAGUGGAAAUGCUUUGCUGCUGAAGGGUGGCAAGGAAGCUUCCAACACCAACAGAAUUCUGCAUCAACUCACCCAGGAAGCACUUUCCAUUCAUGGAGUAGCAGAUUCUAUUCAACUGGUUAGCACACGAGAAGAAGUUGAAGAUUUAUGCAGACUGGACAAAGUAAUUGACCUGAUCAUCCCAAGAGGGUCGUCUCAGUUGGUGCGAGACAUACAGAGAGCAGCAAAGGGUAUUCCUGUACUGGGCCACAGUGAGGGUGUCUGUCAUGUUUACAUUGACAGUGAAGCAAGCAUUGACAAAGCCAUUGACAUUGUCCGAGACUCUAAAUGUGACUACCCUGCGGCCUGCAAUGCCAUGGAAACUCUCCUCAUUCAUAGAGACCUGUUGCGAACUCCAAUAUUUGACCAAAUCAUCGAUAUGCUGAGGACAGAACAUGUAAAGAUACACGCCGGUCCCCGGUUUGCAUCGUAUUUAACGUUCGGCCCAUCUGAGGUGAAGUCCCUGCGGAUAGAAUAUGGGGAUCUGGAGUGCUGCAUCGAAGUGGUGGACAGCAUGCAGGAGGCUGUGGACCAUAUCCAUAAAUAUGGCAGCUCCCACACCGAUGUCAUUGUUACGGAAAAUGAAGAGACAGCUGAACAGUUUCUGCAGCAAGUGGAUAGUGCGUGUGUAUUCUUCAACUCAAGCUCUCGCUUUGCUGAUGGCUACCGCUUUGGUCUAGGUGCUGAGGUGGGGAUCAGCACAGCACGCAUCCAUGCCAGAGGUCCAGUGGGUUUAGAGGGGCUUCUGACCACCAAAUGGGUCCUUCGAGGAGAAGGUCAUACUGUGGCUGACUUCUCUGAGCAUGGAAGUAUGAAAUACCUUCAUGAAAACAUCCCUGUUCCCCAGGGGAGCUUCAGCUAGGCUCUUGUCCAAACUGAUAUCAGUGACUCGAGUUUGCAAAUGUCAGUCACAUUCAAAGGUUUGUGUCUGAACGUAGCACUUUGCUACUCCUGCUUAAUUUCUUGUACAAAUCAAGUGUUUCUGCAGAAAGCUUGCAUGUAGUUUUUUCCCCCAGUGAUUAAAAAAGCAAUCACUGACACAGUAGGGAUUUUUAACUUAUUUUUCUACAAACUAUCAUCGCCUGUUUGUAAUUUAUGGUAAAAGCAGUUCUGUUGCAGAUCUGUUUACGAUAUAUCUUCCUGAUGAGUUUUAUUUGAAUAAAUAUCUAUGGUAAAUUG